Molecule: messenger RNA, 2256 nt
Organism: Lachancea nothofagi CBS 11611
Lineage: Eukaryota; Fungi; Ascomycota; Saccharomycetes; Saccharomycetales; Saccharomycetaceae
Source: the annotation of a GenBank genome assembly
AUGGCCCUCAGCUUAGCCUUUGACAAGACAACAGGCCAGAAUGCUGCCUUACAGCUUAGCAACAACUUAAAAUUGGCUUUUGCUCAAGAGCUAGCGGAUGCCAAAGUCAAGUUAACCGUUAACACAGAUGCCACGACUCCUGAACUGACAGUUUCUGGCUCUGAGUUCCGUUUGUUCAAUGCUAACGCUAUUUUAAGGUACGUUUUAGACGACUUUGAGGGCGUGCAUUCUCAGGAGACCCAUUACGCCGUUUCCUCUUUGGAAGCCAUGUUGUAUCACCCCAAUGCUCCUCAGGUUCACAUCCAAGAAACUGUAACCAAAGCUUUGGAGAACUACCUAACAGAUCUUCAGGAAACGCCCUGUGCUACCAGAUUGAUUACUUUCGCUAAUGUCUACGCUUUGAGUCCCUCCAUGGUGGAAUCGAAAUUUAAAGAAAUGCCCGUGCUCUUCUCCUCCGCUAUCACUAUUGCCAAAUCGAAAUGUACGAGGACCUCUUUCAAUGCAAAGCACACCGGUGCUGUCAAGAUUGACACCAAUUUUGCAGUUAAGAAACCUUCUGGUGAAAUUCUCCCAAAAGACGGUGAACGUAACAUUUUGAUUACAUCGGCAUUGCCAUAUGUGAACAAUGUCCCUCAUUUGGGGAACAUUGUCGGCAGCGUGUUGUCAGCAGAUAUCUAUGCUCGUUACUGCAAGGCCAAAAACUACAAUACUUUAUUUGUCUGUGGUACUGAUGAGUAUGGUACUGCUACCGAGACUAAGGCUCUAGAAGAGAAAUGUUCGCCACAGGAGUUGUGUGACAAAUAUCACAAGAUCCACAAAGAAGUUUAUGACUGGUUUCAAAUCGGUUUCGAUCAUUUCGGCAGAACCACCACCGAGCAGCAAACAGAUAUCGCGCAAGGAAUCUUCAAGAACUUGGAGAACAACGGCUUUUUGGAGGAGCACUCUAUGAAGCAACUUUAUUGCGAAGUUCACAAAGCUUACUUAGCAGAUAGAUACGUUGAGGGUACUUGUCCUAAAUGUAGCUACGAAGAUGCACGUGGUGAUCAGUGCGACAAAUGUGGCGCUCUAUUAGAUCCUUUCGAGCUGAUCGAUCCUCGCUGUAAAUUGGACGGCAGUACACCACUUCCACGCUUUUCGGAUCACGUAUUCCUCUCUUUGGAUAAACUCGAACCCAGAAUCAAAGCUUGGGUCGAAAAAUCAUCAACUGAGGGUGGGUGGAGCAAAAACUCGAAAACCAUCACCAAUUCCUGGCUAAAGGAAGGUCUUCAACCUCGUUGCAUUACUAGAGAUCUUGUGUGGGGAACUCAAGUACCAAUGGAGAAGUACAAGGAUAAAGUCCUAUACGUUUGGUUUGAUGCUCCGAUCGGAUAUGUUUCUAUCACUGCCAAUUACACUAAGGGUUGGGAAAAGUGGUGGAAGAACCCACAAAACGUUGACUUGUAUCAAUUCAUGGGCAAAGACAAUGUUCCAUUUCACACGGUUAUUUUCCCUGGAUCUCAACUAGGUACCGGCGAAGAUUGGACCAUGUUGCACCAUUUGAGCACAACGGAAUACUUACAAUAUGAGGGAGGUAAAUUCUCAAAGAGUAGGGGUGUCGGUGUCUUUGGUAACAAUGCUAAAGAGACUGGUGUUUCGCCUAGUGUGUGGAGAUACUAUCUGGCUUCUAUUAGGCCUGAAUCUAGUGACUCGCACUUUUCGUGGAACGAUUUCGUCGCGAGAAACAACAGUGAACUGUUGGCCAACCUUGGUAACUUUGUGAACAGGUUAGUUAAAUUUGUCAACGCCAAAUACAACGGCGUGGUUCCUGAGUUUGACACAAAUCAUCUGGUCGAUUUCAAGAAGGUGGAAGAGGAUUUAAACACCAUUUUGGUCAGCUACAACACGGAAAUGGAACAAUCUCAUGAGAGACGAGGAUUAGAGCUAGCAAUGGCUUUAAGUGCCCGCGGUAACUUGUUUUUGCAAGACAACAAGCUCGAUAAUACUCUUUUCUCUGAAUCUCCAGACAAGUCUGAUGCCGUCGUGGGUGUCGGCUUGAACAUUAUUUACGCUGUGACAUCUCUCAUUUACCCUUUCAUGCCUGAAACAGCUGAAAUCAUAUACAGGAUGUUGAACGCACCAGAGCUUAGAAUUGGCAGUUCUUUCAACCUAUGUAUACAAGGUGGGCAUAACAUAAACAAGGCCGAGUACUUGUUCAAGCGCAUCGACGAGAAAGAAAUUGAUCAAUGGAGAAGCAAGUACGGAGGUCAACAUAAUUGA